GUCCUCUUUCUGCUUAUAGCAUAGGAGGCCAGUUACUGUUGACCCCAAAGAGAUUUCUACUGAUACAUUGAGAAGAUGGCGGAGUCUGACAGAUUGUUAUUAAGAGUCUUCAUAGCCACAGAUAUUGCUCACAAGAUGUUGCUUCCAACACGCCCCACAUCAGUGCAAGAGCUAAUCACCAUAAUGCGGGAGAAAUUUAAACCUCAUCUUGAUUUUGACUUCAACUUACAAUAUGAAGACCCUGACUUUGGAGGACAGCUCUGCGUUCUUUCAGACAUUACAGAACUGCCACAAAAGGCUGUAGCGAAGGUUUUCAGAUCAGAGAGUGAUACUAGCUCAACUGGAACUUCAGACACAGAAUUACUGCCCCAUGCCCUGGCACGUGUGCAGACCUGGCCUGAUGUAUUUCCUCUACCUCUCUUUUCCUAUGAUGUUGAGUACGUCCUUGAAGCUGGCAAUACAGCAUAUCAGAAUACUGGCAAGACUUUGAAAUUAACAAGAGCACAAAAGCACGACAUCUUGGAAAAUAUGGCCAAAACUAUGCACACUUUCGAGGCGUACCCUAGUGAUAAUAGUGCCCUUCGACUGGAGUCACAGAUUUGUGCAGAAUUCCACAGGAUCACAAAUAUGAACUUGCAAAGCAAGUUCUAUGCAGAGCUAGACAAGCAUUCACCACGACAGAAGGCUGCACGUACUGGCAAGACGGCUGAGGCUAUGAGGAGCAUCUUUACUGCCUUUGAUGUACUGACAGAACAAGAGGAUGAGCCGGACAUUGCAGACCUGGCAGUAGCUCUUUUAAGCGUGGUAAAUGAAGACCCAAGUUCCCUUGUUCAGUUCAGUCCUGUCAGGAUUGCCAUUGUGCUGGAAGGUGACAUUGUUCUGAAUGAGGGGCCUAAUUUGGCUGAUGCUUUCCUCAUGAUGUUUGGUUUAAUGUAUGCACUACACCUUGACUAUCCAAAAGAACUGACCCACACAUUCAACUUCAUCCAGAAAGUCCUCAUGGGCUUAGAUGACUUCAAACCACUAUCACCCAGGUUACUGAAUCUAAAAAAUGAUCUGCUGGUGAAGGUGUAA
This is a messenger RNA of Colossoma macropomum (tambaqui), 1074 nucleotides long. RefSeq lists its product as uncharacterized. The transcript has 4 exons. NCBI's taxonomy places the organism in Eukaryota, Metazoa, Chordata, Actinopteri, Characiformes, Serrasalmidae. The record is from RefSeq and is a predicted model, not a curated record. Bases 76 to 1074 code for a protein of 332 amino acids.